Molecule: messenger RNA, 491 nt
Organism: Eimeria necatrix
Lineage: Eukaryota; Apicomplexa; Conoidasida; Eucoccidiorida; Eimeriidae
Exons: 1
Source: RefSeq, a predicted model, not a curated record
UUUCCCCUUUCGAAAUCAUGAUUGGGGAGAAUCCCUUAACCGCGGCGGACCUAGACAUUGUUGGUGCUUUGGCUCCUACGCUCACUCCCCCUAUGACGAAACUCUUCCGGCAGCUCUGCGAUCGCGCACGGAGUCACAUCCUCCAGGCAAAGUGGCGUCAGAAAUACUACGCUGACUCCCGCCGCAGGGCUGUGGAAUAUAAGGUGGGCGACCAAGUCUGGCUUAGUGGCAAACACUUACCUGCUCUUAACCAUUGUUCUAAGUUUGAACUCAGAUACCGGGGGCCCUUCACAGUGACUGAACGCAUUGGCACGGUCGCUUACCGUCUUGCUUUGCCCCCCACCUACGAGGGACACAAUGUUUUCCAUGUUUCACAAUUGGUCCCACAUCAUCCCCGCGAUCCCGCUUUAGUUCCACGCGAAGCUCCAGUGGGCUGGCCACCAACACGCGAUGACGCCGGCAACCCUACAGACCAGUAUCUUGUCGACUAA